AAAGCUAAAGAAAACUAAAGAGAAAAAAGGAGUGUCAAUUUGAUAGCUAGUGUGGCAGCUCUCAAAUUCCUAAUACAAAUACAAAUCCAUCUAGAUCAAUUUCCUAUUGUUGUUGGCGUAACAGUUUCGAAUUCUAUCAGACGAUUUUGGCGUUAUAAAUCGAAUCACAAACUCGUAGGGCCCUGUUAACUCUGUGGUCGACGCACGAACAGGGAAUAUGGAGCCGCCGGCGACAGUUGGUGACGGCGGCGGAGGCGGAGCAAGGCGCCAGCACCAGCAGCAACAGCAGGGGGCGGGUAGUAUGUUGACGGGGAUAAUUAGGGUGGCGGUGUUCUGGUACUUUGCGUCCAAAUUCUUCGGACCCAAGCGACCGCCGCCGCAAUCCUCUCACCAGAUCUCCAAUCUAUUUCACAAGGGGGAACCUCUGGAUAUGUGGUUAUAUAUUUCCGAGCAGGAGAAAUUUAAUGACUUCGGCAGUGAGGGAGCCCUUGUCUGGCAAGAGACAAGCAUACCUUAUGCUGUUUGGACAGCAGAUAGUACCAGAACUCUAUCCUUGAAGUAUUAUCCUUCUGAGGUGGCUUUAAAGCACAAUGGGAGUCUUUAUGCUCAUGUUUUCUUUGCUAGGUCUGGCUAUCCGCCAGACCCCAAGGACCCUGAGUUCCAACCUUUGGCUGCAUUUGGGAGAACCCACCCUUUGGUGACAUAUUUGCCAAAAAAGACUGACAAGAAGAAGAGUCUUUUAGGGAACUCCAAGGACGCUGUAGAUGAUGAAAAGGCCACCGAGGGACCCAAUGAUUCUAAUGAUGAUGACAAAGAGGAUGGACCAGUUGAAUGGAUGUCAUAUUGGAAACCUAAUGUUACCAUAAAUCUGGUUGAUGAUUUUACCAGAUACUCACAGAAUGCAGUUCCGCCACAUAUUGCUCCUCGUAUCCUUGGUUUUUCUCCAGUUGUUCUCUCAUAUGUCUUGUUCUCCAAGAGGAGAAAACUCUUGUGUAGAAUGAAGUUAAUACCGGUCAAUGAGACAGUGAAUGAAUUGCCUCUGAAUCUAGAGGUUGGCCCCAUUAGCAUGACCAAAUGGCAGCUAUACCUACAGAUUGACCAGUCAUUCCAGAUUCAUAGGAAUUAUGGGAGCAUGCUCGAAGGUGAAGCUGAUGAACUUAAGAGAGUUUUUCUGGAAGGAAAUCCUUAUCUUUUGGCAAUUACAAUGGUUGUUUCAGUACUUCACUCUCUGUUCGACUUCUUGGCUUUUAAGAACGAUAUUCAGUUCUGGAAUAAAAACAAGUCCAUGGAGGGAUUAUCUGCAAAAUCCGUUGUCGUAAAUUUCUUUUGUCAGCUUAUAGUUUUCCUAUAUCUGCUUGACAAUGAAACUUCGUGGAUGAUACUUGCAAGUUCUGGUAUUGGCUGCUGCAUUGAGUUCUGGAAAAUAGGAAAAGCCAUGCACAUUGAGAUUGAUAGAUCUGGUGUGAUACCUAGGCUGAGGUUCCGUGACCGUGAGUCAUAUGCUAGUAACAAGACUAAAGAAUAUGAUGAUAUUGCAAUGAAGUACUUGACAUAUGUUCUCUUCUUUCUCGCCGUCUGUUUCUCUAUUUAUUCUCUGAAGUAUGAACGACACAAGAGUUGGUACUCUUGGAUUCUCUCAUCCCUCACGAGCUGCGUCUACAUGUUUGGUUUUAUUAUGAUGUGCCCACAACUGUUCAUUAAUUAUAAGCUAAAGUCCGUUGCACAUAUGCCUUGGAGGCAGAUGACGUACAAAUUCCUGAACACGAUCAUUGAUGAUCUCUUUGCAUUUGUCAUUAAGAUGCCGAUCCUUCAUCGACUUUCUGUCUUCCGUGAUGAUGUUAUAUUCUUGAUAUACCUUUAUCAAAGAUGGAUCUACCCAGUGGACAAGAAACGAGUGAAUGAAUUUGGUUUUGGUGGCGAGGAUGAACAGGCCACGACAAGCACGCAGACGCAGGCAAUUGAGCAGAGUGAAGAAGAGAAGAAAACUAACUGAGCUCGAUGUUAUCGAGCAAAAGAUCGUUGGCCUAUUAACUCAAAAAACGUAAUUUUGUUAUGAGAUUUUUUGUUGUUUGUUUACUUGAGACCGACCGUUGCCUGGAUCACCUCUACGAAUGCAUUGUUUUUUAAUGGGUUGUUUGUUAGAUUUUAUUGUUUAGUAGACUUGUGUUGGGCAUCUCUCAGUUGGGUAAACA
Molecule: messenger RNA, 2192 nt
Organism: Striga asiatica
Lineage: Eukaryota; Viridiplantae; Streptophyta; Magnoliopsida; Lamiales; Orobanchaceae
Source: the annotation of a GenBank genome assembly